Messenger RNA from Aphidius gifuensis, 1553 nucleotides. RefSeq lists its product as uncharacterized. Bases 66 to 1553 code for a protein of 495 amino acids. Gene Ontology annotation, biological process: regulation of transcription by RNA polymerase II; mRNA splicing, via spliceosome. NCBI's taxonomy places the organism in Eukaryota, Metazoa, Arthropoda, Insecta, Hymenoptera, Braconidae. The record is from RefSeq and is a predicted model, not a curated record. Gene Ontology annotation, molecular function: DNA-binding transcription factor activity, RNA polymerase II-specific; RNA polymerase II transcription regulatory region sequence-specific DNA binding. The transcript is spliced from 7 exons. Gene Ontology annotation, cellular component: Prp19 complex; spliceosomal complex.
UUGAUGUUCAACAAGUUGGUUAGCUUAGAAUAAACAAACGUCAAAAAAAAAGAAUAACCUCAAAUAUGGAGACUGUUGCAGUUGAUGAUCAAUGGAUUGAAACGUUCAAGACGAUUUCAAUAGAAGAGAUCAACUCACCAACAAAAAUAAAUAAAUAUGAAAUUCCUACAAAUUUUGAUUGUGAGGAGUUUCAAAAAAUGAUGACUGAAAAAUGCGAAAAGAUUUCGGAACAGCGUAAAAUACGCAUGAAACGCAUGAAGCCACUAUUUGCAAGUCAACCAAGACUACAAAUGAUUUGCAGAGAUUGGCACAAUGGUUUUCUUGAUUCAGGCUUUACGACAUAUAUUUUUUAUGGUGCAACUGUUAUAUCAUUUAAAAGACAAGAAAUUGAUUUGAAAUAUGUGAUCAAUCUCUGUGGAUAUAAUUUGACGGAGCUUCGCUUAUAUGAUUAUCAUGGAGGUCUACAUGUAGAUGAAUAUCCUUGUUCUCAACUGAUGCCAUUGAUUAAAUCUAAUUGUUUUAAUCUGACGAAACUUGUAUUAAGAUUUAAAGAAAUGGAAAGUAAUGAUUGUGAUAAUGUUUUUUCUAACAUGAGUCAUCUUGAAGAAUUAUCAAUUUAUCGGGAAUGUGAAAACUCAACUUUACCAAUGACUUUGAUCAAGUCAUUAGAACACGUUUGUGAAACCUUGAAAACUCUUGUCAUUAUAUGUCAUCCUGAACCAUUGAGUUAUCCAUAUCAAGUACCAGUUUCAUCUGUUUCAUCUGUAUUAUCUCCAGAAACCGAAGCUUUAUUGACUGUCAUUAGUAGUAUGAAAAAUCUCGAGUCUACAACAAUUAGAUUGGAUUAUGGUUUUACAGAUGAAUUUUUCAUAAAUCUUAUUAAUAAUUCUAAAAAUUUGAAAAAUUUAAAUAUAUGUGGUUCAAAUAUAACGGAUAAAGGUUUAAUUGCAAUUGAUAAGUUACAUCAAUUGAAAAUCACUAAUAGCUCAGUGAUUGAACUUGUUAAAAAUUUACCAAAUUUAGAAACUCUCUAUAUUCAAAAUACAAAAGCAACUAUUGAACUUGUCGAAGAAAUUACUAAAUUAACAGAAGAUCGUCAACGAAAAUUGACGGUAUGGGUUUCUUUUAAAAUGAAUGAUAAUAAUGAUUCACCUGCAACAGUUAUUAACCCAGCACUAACUUUCAUAGAUACUAUUGGAUCUCUUGGAUAUCUAAAAUCAACGCAAGCAUUACAAAAAAAAAAUGAUGGUACUCCAUUGUCAUUAUCUACAUUCAAUACACCUGGAUCAAUCAAAAAGACACCAGGUAUUUUAGCACCAACACCAGCUAAAAAUAAAGUAAAUAUUAAUCCAGAAACAAGUAUUGAUGGAGCUCAAACACCGGCUGAACAAAAACAAUUAAAACAACAAUCAUCGCUUAAUCUUGGUGCAUUACCAGCACCAAAAAAUCAUUAUCAAAUUGUCAUACCAGAUAAUGAAAUAACUGAUGAAACAGCUGAUAAUCAAGAUGAUGAUAUUAUUGAAGAUCAAGCUGACAUUGAUGCUAGAAAAUAG